AUGGAGGCAUUGCGGCUUUCCAAUGCUCGAUGGCGCACUUACUGGCUCGCUGCCGUGCUUUGUUGUGGCGGAGCAUUGUUUGGAUAUGAUUCGGGCGUCAUUGGUGGUGUUCUCACAUUCGACUCCUUUCAGCAAUCCUUCCAAUUCACCGCCCAGGAAAAGACCCGGAUCAGCGCCAUUGCAGUCGUGGUCUUCUGCAUUGGUGUUGUACUAGAAGUUAUCGACACUCACUCAUUAUCAGCAUUCUAUGUCGGGCGAGUGAUCUGUGGUCUUGGUGUAGGUGCUUCUGCAACUGUGAUCCCGAUUUACUUGUCCGAAAUGAGUCCGAAGGAAAUUCGUGGUCAGCUUGGAAGCUGCUACCAGUUGACCUACACCAUUGGUAUCUUGGUGUCUUACUGGAUCGACUACGGUGUGGAGAAAAUGCCCUCGAGUGCCAAGCAGUGGCAGCUGCCAAUUGGCCUGCAGCUUGUUCCAGGCGCGUUGAUGGGCCUGGGGAUGUUCACUCUGAAUGAGAGUGUGCGCUGGCUCCUAGCCCAGGGGAAGACCGCCGAGGCCUGGCAAAGUCUGGUGUGGAUCCGCGCUGGUAAUGGUGCUGCCGUGCGGGAGGAGUUUGAGGAAAUGCAGCGUGGUCUCGAAGAAGAGCGCCAUAUGACGGCUGGCUUCCACCCCAGGGAAUUGCUUGAAGGGCCCAACUUGCACCGGCUCUUGAUUGGCGGUGGACUAUUCUUAGCGCAGCAGUCGACCGGUUCGACCGCGCUCGCCUACUUUGGUCCACAAUUCUUCUCGCUUAUCGUGGGUCCUGGUGACAAGAACUUGUUAUUGACCGGCAUCUUCGGUGCUGUCAAGGUUGUUGCUUGUUUGAUUUUCGUGGUCUUCAUGUCCGACCGGUUCGGACGUCGGCCAGUGCUAGCUGGAGGAGCUGCCUUCAUGGCUGUGUGCAUGCUGGCUACCGCUGCUGUUGUCAAGAACUAUCCACCCCAGAAUGGAGUGGUAUCCUCUGCAGGUGCAGGCACUGUCGCAUUGAUUUAUCUCGACAUUAUCGCCUAUAACUUCAGCUGGGGCCCGCUGCCCUGGCCCUGCACAAGCGAGAUAUUCCCUACUCGGAUCCGCGAGCCAGGUGUUGCAUUUGGCGUUGGUUCCCAGUGGCUCUUCAAUUUUAUUUGGAGCUUCUCCACUCCGUACAUCAUGGCUGGAAUUGGCUGGGCGACAUUCCUGCUCUUCGGUCUACUGGACAUUCUCAUCGUGGGUUUCACUUACUUCUGUUUGAAGGAAACUGCAGGCAAGACGUUGGAAGAGAUCAAUGAGAUGUUCGAAGGUAUUGAUCCGGAUGCUGAGCAAGGCUGGAAGGAUGAUAUCGCUGAAAUAGGCGUGGGGACGACUCCAAGAAAUCGACUACCGCAAUACCUGGAUGGCGCCGAGUCGGUCAAUACGGCCAAGUCUGACCAGGAUAAGAUUGGCACCAUGCAUUCCGAGUUGACCGCAGGCCGGGCUUGA
Penicillium odoratum is the source of this 1494-nucleotide messenger RNA. RefSeq names its product sugar porter family MFS transporter. The coding region runs from base 1 to 1494 and encodes 497 amino acids. The record is from RefSeq and is a predicted model, not a curated record. The transcript has 3 exons. Lineage: Eukaryota; Fungi; Ascomycota; Eurotiomycetes; Eurotiales; Aspergillaceae. Gene Ontology annotation, biological process: transmembrane transport; carbohydrate transport. Gene Ontology annotation, molecular function: carbohydrate:proton symporter activity. Gene Ontology annotation, cellular component: membrane.